Solea senegalensis (Senegalese sole) is the source of this 973-nucleotide messenger RNA. RefSeq lists its product as uncharacterized. The coding region runs from base 68 to 943 and encodes 291 amino acids. The record is from RefSeq and is a predicted model, not a curated record. The transcript is spliced from 3 exons. NCBI's taxonomy places the organism in Eukaryota, Metazoa, Chordata, Actinopteri, Pleuronectiformes, Soleidae.
CGUGCCCGGUUUCAUAUUUUAAGCCGUGCUCUGAAAGAGGCAGACAACAUUUCAGCUGACAAGCAAAAUGGCUCCUUUAUUUCCUUCAAGCGUGCUGCUCCUUGUUGCACUGUUGAGCUGGAAUGUCCAUUGCUUUCCUAAAAAAGGCUGGACCCAGCGUGCGUCUCGUGAUGGCAGUCUGUCAAACAUAAAGACACCCCCUGUCCUUUAUCGCUCAUCCCAAGGUGCUUCUGCUCAGUCGGCCAAUGAUGGUCCCGAGUCAUUCUUGCAUGAACCGGUGAAGAAGGGAGCGUACUCUAGUCCUAAACGCAAUCCAGCAAGCUCCAGGCUUCCUCCUGACAUGGUCUAUGAGGCUCCUGGUUUGGAACCUGUGGAAGAGUCUCCAGCUGCCCUCAGAGUGUCCAGAACAAAUCAGCCCACAUCUGAUGGUGGCUUUCCUGCCCCUCCCCAGACCCUACAAGCAGGUGAGCUUAAAAAUUAUGAUGAAAGCAUUGAGGAUGGUGACUGGGAAGAGGAAACUCAGGACUUGGUGCCGCCACCACCUCCAAAUCCAGGGUCGCUGUUCAAGGCUGGUGAGUUGAAGAACUACUUGUCGUCUUAUGAGCAUGGAGAUUAUGAGGAGGAAAUGGAAAGCCAAGAUUCAGCGCCACUUCCUUAUGUGGAGCCAGCUGCUUACAUGUCUAAUGAUGGUCAGGUGCCGUUUGAAUCAAGUUAUCCGUGGACAAGGGAGGACUAUGCCUACUACCUCUUCUUCACUGGUGGGCUCCCUUCAGGCACACUGUCACACUACAGUUCAGACUAUGAAGCUGGAAGAGACUACUACGAUGAUGCAGAAUAUGAGAGAUACGACUAUCCCCCUGAAGAUCCAGCCACCCCUGAAGAUCCAGCCACCCCUGAAGAUCCACCAGCCCAGGAUCCAGUGACCUAUCAAAAGUUCUAUUGAAAUCUGAAAUAAAAAAAAAAUCUUAACUAA